This is a messenger RNA of Closterium sp. Yama58-4, 645 nucleotides long. Lineage: Eukaryota; Viridiplantae; Streptophyta; Zygnematophyceae; Desmidiales; Closteriaceae. The record is from the annotation of a GenBank genome assembly.
AUGGAUGCAGGGACAUUGAAGCUGCUCGUGUCAUUCAUGUAUGGCUGCACCAUGGAGCUCCCUAAAGAAAAUCGCAAGAAACAUGGAUUUGCUCUUCUGGAAGCGGCACACAAGUACAACGUGCCUGAGCUGGUAGAUGAGAUGGAUCGCCAGUUGUCCACAUUGCCGGUUGAAGAGGGGACUCUCCUCAAUGACUUGAAAUUUGUGGACAACCUUGGAGCUGAACGAACUAUGAAGGCCAUGGUUAUCUACCUGGUGCAUAAAAUGGCUGAGGGGGAAAGCAAGAAGCUUAUUCAGGAAAUGAUCAAGAGUAGUGACAGCCACGACCGAGAGUUGGCAGCUUAUGUUGUUGCUGCCUUCUUAGCCGCAGCAGCCGCCGCACGUCGUGCUGCCUCUUCCUUCCUCUGCCUCUCCACCUCCUCAGGACCUCCAGUCACCGACCCGCCUCCGCCACCUGACCCACCUCCGCCACCUGACCCACCUCCGCCACCUGACCCACCUCCGCCACCUGACCCACCUCCGCCACCUGACCCACCACCAGGAGCAGUGCCGUUCGUUGACGUGCCAGACGAACCGCCGCCUUCGGUGCCAGGGGCAGUGCUGUUUGCUGCUGACGUGCCACCACUGCCAGAUGAACCGCCUUGA